Messenger RNA from Schistosoma spindalis, 2392 nucleotides. NCBI's taxonomy places the organism in Eukaryota, Metazoa, Platyhelminthes, Trematoda, Strigeidida, Schistosomatidae. The record is from the annotation of a GenBank genome assembly.
CACUAACCUUGAGUGUUACUAUAGACGACUUCUCAAAUAUGUAAGCAGAUGGGAAAAAAAUCUGCAAAAGACAAAUCUCCAAAAGUUGGAGAUCCCCAUAUUAUUUCAGAUCCAAAGGAUUAUGUUGUGACUGGUAUUUUGGAAAAUGAUUUUCCGGGAUUAUGUAGACAAAUUGGUGUUACUCAUUGUCCAAUUGUAUCCACAAAACACUCCCAAGCCAUAAGUACACAGACGAUACCUUCUUUACCAUCGUCGAAACGCUCAAAAGAAGACAAGAAAAGUCCUCAGUCUCAAAAUUCAUCAGUUACUAAAUAUUCUGACGAAAUACAAUUACUAUUAGGAUUUAGUCCAACAACAUUCAAAUUAUGUAAAACAUUGGAAUAUUUGAAACCAAAAAUAAUUGUUCAGCAGGAAAAUCCUGAUAAACCGGAAACAGUUAAUGAAGUUUCUAUAAAAGGUUGGAAAAUAAGUAAUAGUCAACUGGACGUAUUAAUCAAAUGUUUUUCUGUUGCAAACAAGCUUUCCAAACUUGUAUUUUGGAGGGUCGGAUUCACAGCUGAACAAAUAACUCAAUUAGCUUCAUUCUUAUCUACAAAUAAUACUAUAAAGUCAUUAACAAUAGAUGCUAAUGAAGCAUUAGAAAUUGGUUCAUAUGCUCAAUUAAUUGAUGAAUCCAAUAAUUUAACAAAAUUACGAUUAAGAUAUUGUGAAAUUGGACCGAUGGAAGCGAAAUUAAUUAGUCAACGAUUAGGUACAAUACAAUCUGUGAAUAAAAAAUUAAUAAGUCUUGAUCUAUCGGGUAAUCAGCUAAGAGAUGAAGGUACCAUUUAUUUGGCUCAGGCACUAAGAACAAAUCGUACAUUACUUACAUUAUCAGUUAGCAACAAUAAAAUUACAGACGUUGGUUGUAUAGCACUAGCAAAAGUUAUAUCUCAAUUUUUCUUAACUCAUGAAGAAAUUGUUUACAGGCGAUUAUGUCAUUCAGAGAAAAGCAAAUCUGAAUCUAUUCCACCAAUUUCUAGUCCACCAGGACAUCGUAAAUCUAAAACAUCCCCCGGUGUACGUGACACAUCGAAAGAAUCUACACAAGGUAUAAGUGGUGCAAAGAAACGCGACAAAUCUGUUCGUGGUCGUAAUGCUAAGGAUAUUGAUAAUAGUAAGGACGAUAAAAGUGGCGGGAAAGGAAAGAAAAGUGAUAAUAGUAAUUCACCUAAAAAAGAUGAAUUGAGUAUAGAAGAAAGUGAAACAGAGGAUGAAGUACAAGAGGAAAGUGGUAUUGUGUCAUUAGGCGUAAUAACUAACCAAGAACAAAGUAGAUCUAGCGGAAAAAGCAAAGCAGGAAGAAAUACACGAAGUGCUAAACAAACAUCAGAUACAGAAAGACUCGAGUCCAGUCCCGAAACCAAUGAAUUAAUAAAUCCAAUUCUGGAUAAAGCUAUUUACGUUGAACCAUAUGGAUUAUUAAUUGUGGGCAAUUUUAUGCUAGCGUUCUUGAAUUUAUCACGCAAUUCAAUUGGUAUGAACGGUUUGAAGGCCUUAUUAGAGGCAAUUACAUAUCAAGUGAAUUUAUUAAAUGUUGAAAAUGCAACAACAAACUUGGGCACAGGAAUUUUAACUUUGUUAUUUGAUAAUAAUACAUUCAAUCAAGAUUGUGAAAUAGUAACUUCAAUUAAUGAACUUCUAUCAUCACGUGAUCCUACAACAAGAAGUAUAAAUAAUGAUAAAAAUUUGGAUUCAGAAUUAUCGAAUUCAAAUGUAAAAUCAUAAUUAGAUCAAAUUAUGUUGUUGGUAUAUAUACUUUAUAAAAUACACACUUAUAUAGUUUGUAUUUUCCUUUUUUCUUUUUUGAAUGAAGGAUUGAUUAGUUGUAAUUGUGUAAAGUAUUUGUUUAGAUUUGAUUAAUUGUAUGAAUAAAUCUUUUUUAUGCUAUCAUUAAUUAUCUUGCAUAGAAACUAUUAAGAAGGAUUUCAUGACAAAUAGAUAUUACGUAUUUUUGUAUGAUAGGCUGGGAGUUACUAUAUUUUAUGAACAAUCUUAAGCGACGUUAUAGCCAAUCGAAAUGUAGAUGAUAUAAGUAAAUAAUCUUUUUAAAUAAAACCUGAUAAUUUAUAAUGUGCAUAUACUUUCUCUUUCAUUAAUAAACUUAUCAGAGUUCAUAAAGGAUUAAUAAGUUUUAAAAUGAAGGUGAAUGGUAUACAAAAAUUUCUUUAUGUGACUUCAGUAUAAUUUACCUUCAAAGCCUCAAUAAAGCCAAAAAUAAUUCUUAAAUUAUGACAAAGCUGUUUAAAUAUUCUCAAGUUAGUAACUCAUAAGGACGAUAGUUCGAUUAUUAUCAUCUAUACGCUCUUCAAGCUUUUUAUGAACUAAAUAUAGGUAAUUUUAACUUAACUCU